Molecule: messenger RNA, 1428 nt
Organism: Sclerotinia sclerotiorum 1980 UF-70
Lineage: Eukaryota; Fungi; Ascomycota; Leotiomycetes; Helotiales; Sclerotiniaceae
Exons: 8
Coding region: 1-1428 (475 amino acids)
Biological process (GO): secondary metabolite biosynthetic process
Molecular function (GO): oxidoreductase activity, acting on CH-OH group of donors; flavin adenine dinucleotide binding
Source: RefSeq, a predicted model, not a curated record
AUGUCUUUAUUCUCAAUUUCCUCAAUAUUAUUAUUAUCCGCCCUAUCUAUCAUUUCCCACGCAGCACCACUCGGUGGAAAGCUAAUUGGUCGUGACACCGCACUACUAGCUAGCUAUGACUUCAUAAUCAUAGGCGGAGGCACAAGCGGCCUCGUUGUAGGAAAUAGAUUGUCUGAAAAUCCAGCAACGAGCGUUCUCAUUAUCGAAGCGGGUGAACUUGAUCAAGGGGAAGACUUUAUAUAUGUGCCGCUUCUUGCAGGAAUUAGUAAUGGUGCUAUAGGGACGAAGUAUGAUUGGAAUUUAACUUAUUCUGCGCAACAAGCCGCGGAUGAUCGGGAAAUUGCUAUACCGUUGGGUAAGGUAGUGGGUGGAGGAUCUUGUUUGAAUAAGAUGGUUUUUGAUAUUGCUGGGAAAGUGGAUUAUGAUCAAUACUUCUUUGCAGCCAUGAAAUUCCUCGGGAUCCGCAAAGUAUUUGAUUCUCUGAAUGGGGAUGCAAAUGGUGCUUUGUGGAACCCACAGUCACUUGAUCCAGAUACCAAGACGCGAUCGAACUCUAGAACUGCUUAUUGGAACAGUGCAAGUAACCGCACAAAUUUACACCUUUUGACUAGACAUCAGGCAACGAAAUUGAUCACUCAUUCAAGCAAUGGAAAAGUUCCGAUUAUUGGUGUCGAGUAUGCCACUAGUUCUAACUCUACGAAGUCGACUGUAUUAGCGAAUAAGGAGGUUAUUCUCGCAGCUGGUGCUAUACAUUCGCCUCAGCUGCUUCAAUUAUCUGGAAUUGGAGAGCCCUCUUUGCUUAAAAAGCUCGGCAUAAAUACUGUGGUAAACUUGCCAGGGGUUGGUGCAAACUUUCAAGAUCACCCAUUGCUUGCGUCCGUUAAUAACUUGAACAUUGCUCUCAGCUCGAACAAUCUGACUAGUAAUUCGACUUACAAUGCUGAAAUGCUCGCCCUGUACAGAUUCAAUAAAACAGCCAAGUAUGCACGUAAAAUAAUAAACACUCCAACAUUUGCACCACUAUCACCAGUUGAUAUCAUUCCUGGUCCAGCCGUGCAAAGCGAGUCGGACUUUGAGACAUGGAUUCGUUCGACUAUUAGUUCGACAUAUCAUCCAAGUGGUACUACAUCGAUGAUGAAGAGGCAACUUGGAGGAGUGGUGGACUCUAAUUUUAAGGUUUAUGGAGUUAGGAAUUUGAGAGUUGUUGAUGCAGGUACAUUCCCCAUGAUACAGGCUGCGCAUUUGCAGGCUACGGUAAGACAUAUCGACUUUGAGGCUGGUGAGGUUGAAGUCUGUGGCGAUAGGCUGAGUAUAGGAAUAAAUGUAAUUGAACAAGUAUACUCUUCUUGCUCUCGAAAAAUGAGUAAAAUAAAGCAGCUCAUUACCAAUCAUAUGAUGAUUGGUCGUGAAGAAAAUGGAAAGACUUAA